This is a messenger RNA of Paramecium tetraurelia, 1584 nucleotides long. RefSeq lists its product as uncharacterized. The record is from RefSeq and is a predicted model, not a curated record. Lineage: Eukaryota; Ciliophora; Oligohymenophorea; Peniculida; Parameciidae. The transcript is spliced from 2 exons.
AUGAAUAAAUUUACACAUACAUUUAGAUAAUAACAUUUGGAAAGCCUCUAUCAAAAGGGUAAGCAAGAUUAUUGCUACAAUGGUUUCAAAAAAGUGAGCUUUCUUUCAAUGAUAAUGAUUUUAAUGCGCCUAAUAGCAUUUGGUCAAUCCAAUAACGUUGUCGGCAUCUUGGUAGCCUCCACCUCCCUUUUGAUUAUAUUCGUGAUGUCAAUUCUGAUAAUGAGAUUCUAUUAAUCAGGUACCAUCUUUUGUAUGAUAUUCAUCAACAACCUAAUCAUCUUGGUGCAAUUGUAGGAUUAAUCGGAUUAAACUAAUUAAUUCAUCCUUGGGACUAAUGUUGCCAUUGCACAUUCAAGCAUACUAUUGAUCGUAGAUUACAAAUUAACUCUAUUGAAUAUCUUCUUUCAAACUGGCUUAAAAUUGUUCAUUGCUGCACUACUUGAUGCCAACAUAGAUGCUUCCUCCAUCAUACUUUCUGUAUUUUGUCCUCUGUGCUUCGUCUCAGUCGUGCAUACCAUCGAGAAACAGAAGAGACUGCUCUUCCUCAGCAAUCAUCAAGGGAACGAUUGGCAUUGUCUCUUGCCAUCCAUCAUCAGCGAUCCCUUCAUUUUGUUUACAUACGAUGAAGACAGAAUGAGUUUUAGAUACAAGAAUUCUAAUUUAAUUGAUCACUUUCCGUAUUCCUCCUUUGAAUUGUAGGCUGAAGAGAAUUUCAGGUAGUUCCUGAGAAUGUCAACUCUAGGGAAAAUUACCUUGGAAUAAUUUAUAUUGAAUAGAAUUGAAAAACAAACUAAGUUUUUUGACCUCAACCAAUUCACUCUUAAACCAAACGAACACGACUCCACUGAUUUCGAAGAAAAAUCCAUUUUAUUGGCUGAACUCUAUCAUCUGGAAGAUAACUUCUUAAUCGUCCUUGAACAAUCCAAACACAGAGCACAAACUCUGCAAACUACAAAGGAUAACUUAAUUAAUCUUAUUGGUAAACAUCAAUAAUUGGUUUAAAAUUUCCUUAAAAAAUAAGGCUAAAUAAUUAAUAACUGUAUUUUAAGUUAAAACAAUAGGAUGUAACUAAUAUAUUAACUCAAAUUACAUCACAUGUACUUCGAAGGUAAAUACAAAGUAUCCAACUCCUUUUAGCAAGUCUCAUUCACUUCUGAGACUGUCUGUGCCAACUUCAGAUAACUCUUUCUUUCCACCAUUUAACUAUUCAAGAAGGCCUACAAGGAGUGUAAUUUCUAAUUCGAUUGCUCAGAAACCCAAUUUGAUGUUGUUCAUUAUAAAGAUAUGGUCUAAGAUUUCAUUCUUCAAUUGGUUCAAGUUACUCUACGGAAAUCGAACAAUGAUUUUAAAAAACAAACUAGAUUCUUAUUGCACUCUAAGUCUGAAUUAUUAUUUAUUCGAAUUAUUUGCAUGAAUACUUAUUUGUUGGCUGAAAACUUAAACAAAAACCUAGUGAUCAAGAACUUUUUAAAAUUUCAUUCUCCAUAACUAGAAGUGAAAGUAACAGAAGGAGGAGUCUUCAUCGAAUUGUACAAAGAUGUUUCGGUUCUGAAGUCAUUUGAUAAAUUUGAGAGUUUCAGUUGA